Messenger RNA from Suncus etruscus (white-toothed pygmy shrew), 942 nucleotides. Its product is annotated as olfactory receptor 8K3-like. The transcript has a single exon. Lineage: Eukaryota; Metazoa; Chordata; Mammalia; Eulipotyphla; Soricidae. Gene Ontology annotation, molecular function: olfactory receptor activity; G protein-coupled receptor activity; odorant binding. Gene Ontology annotation, cellular component: membrane. The record is from RefSeq and is a predicted model, not a curated record. The coding region runs from base 1 to 942 and encodes 313 amino acids. Gene Ontology annotation, biological process: sensory perception of smell; G protein-coupled receptor signaling pathway.
AUGGACAAGCAAAAUUUGACAAUACUGAAGGAAUUCGUUCUCCUGGGAAUCACAGACCGCCCUGAGCUGCAGGCUCCCCUAUUUGUGCUCUUCCUCAUCAUCUGCACGAUCUCACUCUUGGGCAACCUGGGCAUGGUCAUUCUCACCAAGGUGGACUCCAGAUUACAAACACCCAUGUACUUCUUCCUCAGACACCUGGCACUCACUGAUCUUGGCUACUCCACAGCAGUGGGCCCCAAAAUGUUGGUAAAUUUCCUCGUGGAAAAAAAUACAAUUUCGUUUUAUUUUUGUGCCAUACAGCUGACUUUAUUCAUCAUGUUCAUGUGUAAUGAACUUUUCAUUCUAGCAACAAUGUCUUAUGACCGCUAUGUGGCCAUCUGUAACCCACUGCUCUACACAGUAAUCAUGUCCCAAAGGCUGUGUCUGGUGCUGAUUGUAAUCCCCUAUAUCUAUAGCACAUGUGUUUCUCUUCUGAUCACCAUAAAACUCUUUAAUUUACCCUUCUGUGGCUAUAAUGUCAUUAAUCAUUUCUACUGUGAUAAUUUCCCCUUGUUGUCUUUGGUGUGCUCAAACACUCAUGAAGUCGAAUUUUUGAUAAUCAUUUUCUCAGCUGUUAAUUUGAUCUUCACCCUUCUUAUAGUUCUAGUGUCUUACCUGCUCAUCCUUGUUGCCAUCCUCAAGAUGAAGUCCGCCGAGGGGAGACGUAAAGCUUUUUCCACUUGUGGAUCCCACCUGACAGUGGUCAUAUUGCUCUAUGGGACUUUGAUAUUUAUGUAUGUGAAACCUAAGUCCAGCCAUUCCUUUGAUACCGACAAAAUGUCAUCUAUAUUCUAUACCCUCAUUAUCCCCAUGCUGAAUCCCUUGAUCUAUAGCUUGAGGAACAAGGAUGUAAAAUGUGCACUGCAGAGAAUUUGGGAAAGAGCUCGCAGUAUGUUUUCUUAA